This is a messenger RNA of Lotus japonicus, 3088 nucleotides long. RefSeq lists its product as uncharacterized. Gene Ontology annotation, molecular function: RNA binding. The transcript is spliced from 19 exons. The coding region runs from base 162 to 2993 and encodes 943 amino acids. The record is from RefSeq and is a predicted model, not a curated record. NCBI's taxonomy places the organism in Eukaryota, Viridiplantae, Streptophyta, Magnoliopsida, Fabales, Fabaceae.
ACCCUAAACGCGUGAAAAGGAAAAAAGAAGCAGAAGUGCAGAACCCAGCAGAAGAGGUUCUCUCCUCCGCGCCGUCCUCUCCUCCGUAACCCAGCGCCGUCCUCUCCUCCGUCGUGCACUCCUGCGCUUUCCUCUCCACCGCCGGCCACCACCGCAGUAGGAUGGGAAAGAACAACAAAUUGAAGAAGGAGAAUGGUGGGAGUGAACACUGCCCCCUAACUGUUUUUGUGUCCAACUUCCCAUACUCCUUUUCCAACUCUCAGCUUGAAGAGACGUUCAGUGAGGUUGGACCUGUCAGGCGUUGCUUCAUGGUCGCACAGAAGGGGUCUGACCAGCAUCGCGGUUUUGGUUAUGUCCAAUUUGCUGUUGAGGAAGAUGCUAAUCGUGCUAUUGAGCUGAAAAAUGGUUCAACUGUUGAAGGCCGAAAAAUUGUGGUGAAGCAUGCAAUGCCUCGUCCUACCCGUGGAGAACGACAAUCAAAACCUAAUCAAGUGGGCAACAUAGAUGAUCUAACAGAUUCAAAAAAGGAUGAUAAAGACAGCAAAUUAUCUGGAGCAGAGAAGCCUGUUUCGGUUUUGAAGGAAGAAGACGUACAAGUUUCCAGUAAACAAAAAAUCUCAAGGAAUCCUUUGGAGAAGAAAAAGGCAUCUCUUUGUAAUGAUGUAGCAGAUGAGGGGGGUUGCUCAAAAACGCAGAGGGUUGCCAGAACUGUUGUCUUUGGUAGUCUCAUAAAUUCUGUUAUGGCUGAAGAUGUUCAUCGACAAGCCAGAGAAAUUGGCACUGUGUGUUCUAUUAAAUAUCCCCUCUCAAUGAAAGAUCUUGAGCAACACGGUCUGCUGCAAGAUGGCUGUAUUUUGGAUGCUUCAGCUGUACUUUAUACAAGUGUAAAAGCAGCCCGAGCUUCUGUUGCCAAAUUACAUAAAAGAGAGAUAGGAGGGGGAACUGUUUGGGCUCGCCAACUGGGUGGAGAGGGCUCCAAGACUCAGAAAUGGAAGCUUAUUGUCAGAAACCUUCCUUUUAAGGCCAAAGAAAAUGAAAUAAGAGAUAUGUUUUCAUCUGCAGGGUAUGUGUGGGAUGUAUUUAUUCCACACAAUUCAGACACAGGCCUCUCUAAGGGUUUUGCAUUUGUAAAAUUUACCUCCAAGCAAGAUGCAGAGAAUGCUAUUCAAAAGCUCAAUGGAUCAAAGUUUGGCAAACGCCUUGUAGCUGUUGAUUGGGCUGUUCCAAAAAAGAUAUUUAGAAAUGGAACAAAUGACACUCUUGCUCAUGAGGAAGGACAAGAAAAGGUGAGAGAUGAAGAUAAUAGUACUACUGAGGAUGAUGACGAGCCCAUUGACAAACGGUCUACUCAUGAAGAUGAUAGUGAUGUAGAUGACUCUAGUGCCAUGAAGGAAGAAAGUGUUCCUUCUGAAGAUAAUUUUGAUAAGGAAGCAGAUAUUGCAAGAAAGGUUCUUAAUAACUUGAUUACAUCCUCCACCAAAGGAACAGCUGUAAACAAUGGUUCUAAAGAAAAAAAGGAGCCAAAAUCCAAUGAAAAUGUUAAGGAUGCUGAUAGUAAAGCAUCUAAUGAGUCUGAAAAGGUUUCAGAUGUUUCUAAGCCUGAAGUUUCCACCCGAACUAAGUUACCAAAUCCAAAGGUAACUGAAGAUGAUUUGCAGAGAACAGUUUUUAUAAGUAAUCUUCCCUUUGAAUGUGAGAAUGAAGAAGUGAAGCAACGGUUUUCUGCCUUUGGGGAAGUAGAAUACUUUGUUCCUGUUCUCCACCAAGUUACCAAACGACCAAGAGGGACUGGUUUUCUUAAGUUUAAAACCGUCGAAGCAGCUAAUAGUGCAAUUUCAACUGCGAGUGCUGCGUCUGGACUGGGUAUUUUAUUGAAGGGGAGACCAUUAAAAGUUUUGAAGACUUUGGACAAGAAAUCAGCUCAUGACAAGGAACUGGAGAAAGCAGAAAAAGAGGUUCAUGACCACCGUAAUCUUUACUUGGCACAGGAAGGACUUAUUCUUGAGGGAACUCCAGCUGCUGAAGGGGUUUCAGCCAGUGAUAUGUUAAAACGAAAAGAGUUGGAAAGGAAAAAGAAGACAAAGCUUCAAUCUCCAAAUUUUCAUGUUUCAAAAACUAGACUUAUUAUCUACAACUUGCCGAAGUCGAUGAAUGAAAAAGAACUAAAGAAGCUUUGCAUGGAUGCAGUCAUCGUUGGAGCUGAAAAGCAAAAACCUUUAAUUCGGCAGAUAAAGUUUUUGAAAGAUGAAAAGAAAAGGGCUACUCAAGAACGCUAUUCACGUGGAGUUGCCUUUGUUGAAUUUUCAGAGCAUCAGCAUGCCGUUGUGGCUUUGAGAGUUCUUAACAACAAUCCUGAAAUUUUUGGUCCUGAGCAUCGACCAAUCGUGGAAUUUGCUCUUGAUAAUGUUCAAACACUGAAACUUCGGAAGGGAAAGCUACAAUCUCAGGAGCCAGCUCGUCAUCAUCACAACGAUGGCAAGGAAAAUGAGAAACCCAGUGCAACAGAAGUUCAUACACAAGUGAGGGACAGAAAACGAAAAUCUCAAGAGAAUGACAAACCAGAAAAAGACUCAGUGGUGAAAACUGAUGGUGAAUUAAGUGGGAAAGUGGCAAAUGGAAAAUCCUCUCAAGGACGCAAAUCCAAAAGACAGAAAGACAACCAUAAGAAUAAAAAUGCCGAAGUGUCAUCGCCGAAAGAAAAGCCAGAAGCCUUGCCCAUGGAGUCAAAGAAUAACCAAGAUGAUCAAACAAAAUCAGGAAACAAGGGUGAUGUUGGAUUUAGAAAGAGGAAGGUGCAAAACCAAGAAGAACAAGAAGCAGGGCAAAAGGUUUCUAGGAAACGGGCAAAGAAGAAGAAAGAUUCAGGGGAGGAGGUAGUAGAUAAGCUUGACAUGCUUAUAGAACAAUAUAGAAACAAGUUCUCACAAAAAUCCCCAGGGAAUGGUGGUGAGAAAAAGCCUACUAAGCCGCUUAGAAAAUGGUUCCAAAUAUAGUUGACUAUUUGUUUGCUAUGAAUUUUGUCACUUAUGUUCGUGUCUUUUCUUACUACCUCGAAAAGUUGAGGCAAUGCAGCUUUUGUUGGACCUUA